Molecule: messenger RNA, 1536 nt
Organism: Myxocyprinus asiaticus (Chinese sucker)
Lineage: Eukaryota; Metazoa; Chordata; Actinopteri; Cypriniformes; Catostomidae
Product: glucose-dependent insulinotropic receptor-like
Exons: 1
Coding region: 1-1167 (388 amino acids)
Biological process (GO): G protein-coupled receptor signaling pathway
Cellular component (GO): membrane
Molecular function (GO): phosphatidylcholine binding; G protein-coupled receptor activity
Source: RefSeq, a predicted model, not a curated record
AUGAUAAUUUUCAACGCAACUCCUGAGACUUCCACAGAAAAAUUGAGGGAGCACUACAGCAUGACAUCGGCUAAUCCAGCACUUACAACCCCUGCAACAAUAGAAAGAGUAGUUACAACCAUGGGCUAUAUUCUUAGUGCAGGAUCCAUUUCGAUAAUCUCCACCAACCUUCUAGUAGCCAUUGCUCUGGUCCUGCUCAUCCGCAAGAAGGGCUACCACAGUUGGUGCUUCGCCUUAAGCCUUUCUAUUGCAGACAUUCUAGUUGGUGUAGCCAUCACUGGCAUUGCCACUGAUGCUCUUGAAGGACGGACGGCCUCUAUGCAAAAGGACAUAUGUUUGUUGCGCAUGGCCUUCGUCAUUGCACCAACUGCUGCCUCCAUCCUCACCAUGUUCUUCAUCUCAAUGGACCGCUAUGUUGCCAUUAAAUUUCCUUUGCGGUAUUCGCAACUAAUGAGCAAGAAGAUGGUUGCUGGAAGUCUGGUUCUGCUCUGGAUGAUGUCUGUAACUGUGGGCUUUUUGCCCUGCAUAGUGGAGCCAAUGCAGCAGAAACAUUAUAAGAAUGUUUGUACGUUCUUCUCUGUCAUAGAGCCUCAAAGCAUCAUUGUAGUCUUUUGUGCUUUUUUCUUCCCCCUACUUUCUGUCUUUAUCUAUUUCUACAUGGACAUCCUCAAAAUUGCCUGUGGCCACCAGCAGCGCAUUCAGCAAAUGGGUUCACUCUUUCUGCCGCCCGGACGUUACUGGGGUCACGUAAAAGCCCUGCGGACUGUUGCUGUUCUAGUCAGUUGCUUCACACUCUGCUGGUGCCCUUUCUUUGUGGUCAGUAUUGUGCAGGUGUUGUGUCCCACCUGUAAACUUUAUCACUUCUUGGAGAACCAUCUCUGGUUGCUGGGAAUCACAAACUCGCUUAUCAAUCCUCUUGUUUAUGCCUGCUGGCAGAAGGAGGCAAGGUAUCAGAUAUGUGAGGUCUUUGCUCAUAUUAAAGUCAUGUUGUGUUGUAUGACACACUCCAAGACAGCUGACAGAUGCCACACUGACCAAACAACUGUUGGUCAGGCUGUAAGAUUUCACGAAAGGACACUGCCUGUCCAUUUAAAUUGCAGUGAGCCUAUCAUAAUUCCUGAUCAACAUACUGAAAACAUUCCCAGUAGACUGAGAAUGUCAGUUUAGGAAACUGUAAAAGAUCUUCGACAUCAGCAAUCAAAUGGCAAAUGUUCCUUAAUGGAUGUGAAUUGCAGAGUAUCUGUUCUUCUGCACAUUUAACAGAGCAGAUGUCUUUAUUUGCUUUUUGAUUCCCCUUGCACUUAACACAAGGCAUUCAAAAUAACCAGAGCACUUAGUUCUUGUCCAGUUUCCACUCGUUUGAUAUUAUCCAUUGUAAAAUAAGAGACUGUAUUAGACAAAGCUCAUAUAGGCUAUAUACAACAGUGUUUGUAUGUUUUGAUUUUUUAAACCAUUAACCCUUAUGAAUUUGUAACCAUGAAGCUGUGUAUAGCAUUUAAACAGCAACUGUGAAUAUUUAUUCACAAAUAAAUGUGA